Messenger RNA from Myzus persicae (green peach aphid), 1044 nucleotides. RefSeq names its product farnesol dehydrogenase-like. The coding region runs from base 138 to 890 and encodes 250 amino acids. The transcript has 6 exons. NCBI's taxonomy places the organism in Eukaryota, Metazoa, Arthropoda, Insecta, Hemiptera, Aphididae. The record is from RefSeq and is a predicted model, not a curated record.
UCAACUCCACCUAUUAUAUCUCCGGUAGAAUAUCCAAUCAAAGAAUACUUUUACUACUAUUUUACAAUACACAUUAUUAGAAACUUCUAAUUGUAUAGAGGUGCGUGAAACUUGUCAUAUUCAUUGAAUAUUUGAAAAUGGACAAGUGGAUUGGAAAAGUUGCUGUAGUCACUGGUGCUUCUUUUGGAAUUGGAGAAGCAAUAUGUAGGCAAUUAGUUCAAAAUGGAAUGAUUGUUGUUGGAUUUGCUAGAAAAGAAUAUAGAUUACAGGAAUUAAGAGAAGAAUUAAAAGGUAAUUUUCAUUACGUAAAAGUUGACUUAUGUUCGGAAAAAAAUAUUUUGGAUGCUUUUGGGUGGGUAAAAAAUACAUUCAAAACUAUAGAUGUUUUAAUUAACAACGCUGGAGUCUUGAAGUUAACUGAUGUAUUAGGAGACACAAAUGAUUGGAAACUUAUGUUUGAUACUAACGUCUUAGGUCUACACAUUUGCUGCAGAGAAGCUGUUAAAAUGAUAAAGGAGAAGAAAACUAAAGAAGGUCACAUAAUAAACGUCAAUAGUAUAACUGGUCAUUACGUAAUGUCUGGAAUGAAAGAUUUUUCAGUUUACGGUUCUACUAAGUUUAGCGUCACUGCACUUACAGAAUACUUAAGAGAGUAUAUGAGCAUGGAAAAGUUACCAAUCAGAGUUACGAGUAUCAGCCCGGGAUUUGUUGAUACUAAUAUGACCGCAAAAUUCAACUUAGACAAAGUUGAAGAUAAUGCAACAUUGCAAACGAUUGAUAUUGCUGACGCCGUAUUAUACGCAUUAAGUGCACCUAAACGUGUUAACGUUGCUGAAAUCAUUUUAAGACCUUCAAUUGACACUAUGGCACAUAUUGUCAAUUGUUCAUAGAAUAUAAUAUCGUCUUUCAUAGUAUGUGGUUAGUAUGUGGUUGGUUUCAACACGGAGAAAAAUUAUUGCAUCAGAUAUUUACCCAAUUAUCUCACGGAAUAUAAUAUGUUAUUACUUAUUAAGAUUUAAAAAAAAUAAAUGCUUCAUACAUUGA